GGGGAAGAGGCGGAUCUACUAGCUGGCGCUCAGUUUGGAUGGUGGGAAGCUAACGAGCAGGUUAAAUAAACCUUCUCUCGUUUCAGUUGUUUUUAUUCUGAACUGCUUUCGGCGCAUCAGCGUCGCUUCAAGUGGGAACUCAUGUGAUUCAGCUGAUGGAUAGAUGAGUGAUUAAUGAGGAAUAAAGAAUAAACCAGUGGUAAGAUGGAAGAUAUGGAGGUGGAUGUGCAGGUGGGAGCUGCAGAGAUAGCUGGUUCUGUAGGGCUGGAGGUGCCCAUCAUAAUCCCUGACUCUGGGAGCAGCACAGAAGUAGAGGAGGAUGAAUAUGGUGAUGGGAGGCCUGUAGAAGCAGUCUUGGUCCCUGCUAACAGGCCACGGCUUGCAACGACUCAAGUUGUACGGAGAAGGAGGGUUAGAUCAGGUCUGCGAUUCCAUUAUUCUACCCAGUCUGCGGUGAACAGAGGUCCAUUAGACUUCUUACUCAGGGUGUCGGCAGCCAGUGACACAGAACCUCUGUCAGGCAGCACUGAGGAAGUGAGUGACUCUGAGGAGGAAGGAGAGAAUGGAGGAAGCAGGGGGCCAAGUCCUUCUGUAGAAGCCAACCCUGUACUGAACACCAGCCAGCCUACUGCAGCAGUAGCCCCUUCAUCUCAGCAGCCUAAUGCCUUAGAUCCUUCUGUUCCUGCUGAAGCUGGGAGAGCUCAACCAGUUCCAGUUCAGUCAGAAGCCAAAGCUGAAUCGGUGCCAGAAAAGACAUCUGCAGAUCCUGCCACAACAGCUGCUGUGACAGAAAAUGACGAAGGAGAGGGAGAAACCUGCUCUAUAUGCUUUGAACCCUGGACCACUUCAGGUGAACACAGACUGGCAACACUGCGUUGUGGUCACCUGUUCGGCUUCACCUGUAUCGAUCGCUGGCUGAAGGGCCAAGGAGCCAAAUGUCCACAGUGCAAUAAGAAGGCAAAGAGGGCUGAUAUCGUCUUGCUGUAUGCCCGUAAACUUCGGGCAGUGGACAACACAGAACAGGAGAGUUUGAAGAAAUCAUUAGAACAGGAGCAAAGUUUACGGAGAAAGGCAGAGCUGGAAUCUGCCCAGUGUCGUCUGCAGUUGCAGGUUGUCACAGACGAGUGUGGAAAACUCAAACGAGAGGUUCAGGAGCUAAGGAGGUUAAUGGCUCAGACUGCCUCCUCUUCUAUUCGGUCUCAGGCCUCUACUUUGUCUCUGUCUCAGAGACAGGAGUCCUCAAACGGGGGACACUAUGUUUUCUCCAAGGCUGUCCUUGUAUCUCAGGCGGGGGGAUGUCGGGUGAUUUCUUACUGUGAGCCACUCAGUUGCCUGUUGGCAUCUCAACCCUCCGCUCAUUCCACGUUGGUCCCUGGCUUCGGAGUAAAAAAAAUCAGCACUGUGAAUCUGAAAGCCAGUCAUUACAUACCUAUUCACAUUAAACAGAUCAGGGGCCUCGCCUUUAGCAGACAUCAAGAUAGUCUACUGCUUUCUGCUGCCUUCGACAACACUAUCAAACUUACCAGCUUGAUGACCAACACUGUGGUACAGGCCUACAACACCGGUAAACCUGUCUGGAGCUGCUGCUGGUCCCAUGACAACAACAACUACAUCUACGCUGGUCUGAGCAAUGGCUCGGUGCUGGUGUACGAUGUGCGAGACACCAGCACUCAUGUACAAGAGCUAGCACCACUCCGCUCCAGUUGUCCAGUUGUGUCCUUGUCAUACCUCCCCCGUGCUGCCUCCAGUCUGUUCCCUUCUGGUGGCCUCAUUGCUGGCACUCUUGAAGGGGGUUGUUUUUGGGAGCAUGUGGAUGGAACCACCUACAGACAGCAUGUUCUUCCUUUAGAGUCUGGAGGUUGCACAAAUAUCCAGGUGGAACCAGAGAGCAGACACUGUCUGGUCACCUAUAGACCUGGUCGUGCCAACCCAUCUGUGCGUUGUGUUCUGAUGGAGCUGAACCGAAGCCCUCAACAGGACGCUGCCCAACCACCUGUCUGCUCCUGUGCUCCAGUCCAGACCUUCACUGCUGGAUCCUCUUGCAAGCUGCUCACGAAGAAUGCUGUAUUCAAGAGCCCUGCAAGUGAAGGUUCUACACUGGUGUGUGCUGGAGAUGAGGGAUCCAAUUCUACCAUGGUGUGGGACGCUGGUAGUGGAACUUUGCUUCAGAAGCUCCCUGCAGACCUUCCGGUCCUGGACAUCUGCCCAUUUCAGAUUAACCAGGAACACUACCUAGCCUCUCUAACUGAAAAGAUGAUAAAGAUCUAUAAAUGGGAGCAGAAUGCUGACAGAGGGUUUGUCUGAUCUGAGUCACUUUACUUUUGAUUGCUCAUUUUGUAAAUUUGAUCUGGUCAUACUGUUACCUCUGAAAUGAUGAUUGAAGACACCAAAUAUAUUAAGCAGAGGUUGGCCCUGACUGGAUUUCAGGUCCAAAAUCGCCUGGUUCCAAAUUUGUAAAUCCGUCUUUUUAAUUUGCAUCAGAUAAUGUCUUCAAAGCAUCAUUUUAAUAGCAGUUAAAAGCAUGGCAUAUUAAUACUAUUUUUGGAGUCCUGCUCUUUUCUGCCAAACAUUAAGGUACAUUGAAAACAACCCAUAGAUGUCACUUGACAUGUUCUCCAGUGUGCCAGUGUGGUCCAAUCCCAACAUGAUCAAUUAAUACAUUAUUGAUUAACAAUACAGCUAUAACAUGCCAUUUUGAUUUCUGUAUAUAUUUGUAUGUGCUGGUAAAUGUGAAUGUAAAAAUGUUUUUUACUGUUUGUGUGACUAUAUUGGUAAAUAAAUAACUAAAAACUU
Messenger RNA from Trichomycterus rosablanca, 2793 nucleotides. RefSeq names its product ring finger and WD repeat domain 3 (gene rfwd3). The record is from RefSeq and is a predicted model, not a curated record. The transcript has 13 exons. The coding region runs from base 205 to 2304 and encodes 699 amino acids. Gene Ontology annotation, molecular function: ubiquitin-protein transferase activity; protein binding. NCBI's taxonomy places the organism in Eukaryota, Metazoa, Chordata, Actinopteri, Siluriformes, Trichomycteridae. Gene Ontology annotation, cellular component: nucleus. Gene Ontology annotation, biological process: interstrand cross-link repair; protein ubiquitination.